AUGGGGGGUGGAAGCGGGAUCAGAGUCACUGAGGUGGACUGGCAGCGGCCAAGGAAUGGUGCUGCCCACCACACCCAGGAGUACCCUGGCUCUGAGCUGGUGGUCCGCAGGAACCAGAUGUUCACCUUAACACUGGAGCUGAGCCGAGCCUUGUCGACUGAGGAGGCCGUCAUCUUCACGGUGGAGACAGGACCCCAGGCUUCCGAGGCCCUCCGCACCAAAACUGUGUUCCAGACCGCAGAGCUGGAGGUGGGCGACACCUGGACGGCAGUGAAGGAGGCUCAGACAGAGAACACCGUGACAGUCUGUCUUGCCAGCCCUCCUGAUGCUGUCAUCGGCCGCUACCAGCUGAGCGCCAGGGUUUCCUCCCGCCGCAAACACAGCGACCGGAAGCUGGGCGAGUUUGUUCUCCUUUUCAAUCCCUGGUGCCCAGAGGAUGACGUGUUUCUGGCCUCCGAGGAGGAGAGACAGGAGUACGUGCUCAAUGACAGCGGAAUCAUCUUCCGAGGCGUGGAGAAGCACAUCCGAGCCCAGGGCUGGAACUUCGGGCAGUUUGAGGAGGACAUCCUGAGCAUCUGCCUCUCCCUCCUGGACCGAAGUCCCAGUCACCAAGACGACCCAGCUGCUGACGUGUCCCGCCGUCACGACCCCAUCUACAUCACCAGAGUCAUCAGCGCCAUGGUGAACAGCAACAACGACCGCGGUGUGGUGCAAGGCCAGUGGCAGGGCAAGUAUGGCGGCGGCACCAGCCCUCUGCACUGGCGCGGCAGCGUGGACAUUCUCCGCAAGUGGUUCAAGGGCAGGUUCAAGCCAGUCAAGUACGGCCAGUGCUGGGUCUUCGCCGGAGUCAUGUGCACAGUCCUUAGGUGCUUGGGGAUUGCAACGCGUGUUGUAUCCAACUUUAACUCAGCCCACGACACGGACAGGAACCUGAGCGUGGACAAAUACGUGGACUCCUUCGGGCGGACCCUGGAAGACCUGACAGAAGACAGCAUGUGGAAUUUCCAUGUCUGGAAUGAGAGCUGGUUUGCCCGGCAGGACCUGGGCCCCUCUUACAAUGGCUGGCAGGUUCUGGAUGCCACCCCCCAGGAGGAGAGUGAAGGAGUGUUCCGAUGCGGCCCGGCCUCCGUCACCGCCAUCCGUGAGGGCGACGUGCACCUGGCCCAUGAUGGCCCCUUUGUGUUUGCCGAGGUCAACGCGGACUACAUCACCUGGCUCUGGCAUGGCGACGAGCGCCGGGAGCGUGUGUACUCGGACACGAAGAAGAUCGGGAGGUGCAUCAGCACCAAGGCGGUGGGCAGUGACUCCCGAGUGGACAUCACAGGCCUCUACAAGUAUCCGGAAGGCUCCCGGAAGGAGCGGCAGGUGUACCGCAAGGCGGUGAGGAAGCUGUUCGGCGUGGACGCCUGUGGGAGGAGGGACCGGGUCCGCAGGGCCGGCGGCCGCGGUCUCUGGCGCGACGACCUCCUGGAGCCCGCCACCAAGCCCUGCAUCACCGGCAAGUUCAAGAUUCUGGAGCCGCCCGUGCUGGGCCACGACCUGAGUCUGGCCCUGUGCUUGGUCAACCUCACCUCCCGGGCCCAGCGGGUCCGGGUCAACCUGAGCGGGGCCACCAUCCUCUACACGCGCAGGCCGGUGGCAGAGAUACUGCGCGAAUCCCACUCAGUGAGGCUGGGGCCCGAGGAAGAGAAAAAGAUCCCAAUCACAAUACCUUACUCUCAAUAUAAGGAAGACCUGACGGAGGACAAGAAGAUCUUGAUGGCGGCCAUGUGCCAUAUCAUCAAGGGAGAGAAGCUCCUGGUAGAGAAGGACAUUACCCUGGAGGACUUCAUCACCAUCAAGGUUCUGAGCCCGGCCACAGUGGGAGUGGCCGUUGUGGUGGAAGUGAUGGUGGCCAACCCCCUCUUUGAGAAAGUGGAGGACUGUGUGCUGAUGGUGGAGGGAAGCGGCCUUCUCCAGGGACAGCUCAGCAUCAAAGUGCCCAGACUGGAGCCCCAGGAGAAGGCCUCCGUCCAGUUCAACAUCACCCCUUCCAAGAGUGGCCCAAGGCAGCUACAGGUGGACCUCGUCAGCCCCCACUUCCCAGACAUCAAGGGCUUUGUGAUCAUCCACGUGGCCACAGCCAAGUGA
Messenger RNA from Talpa occidentalis (Iberian mole), 2130 nucleotides. It is a transcript of the gene TGM6, whose product is annotated as transglutaminase 6. The transcript has 13 exons. The record is from RefSeq and is a predicted model, not a curated record. Gene Ontology annotation, molecular function: protein-glutamine gamma-glutamyltransferase activity. Bases 1 to 2130 code for a protein of 709 amino acids. Lineage: Eukaryota; Metazoa; Chordata; Mammalia; Eulipotyphla; Talpidae. Gene Ontology annotation, biological process: peptide cross-linking.